AUGGCUCCCGACGAGAAGAUGGCUACCAAAAAGAACUCGGACACCGGCCAGAAGGUCGACACCCCGAUGUACGCCAUCCGGGACGUUCCCGGCAAGGGAAAGGGCCUCAUCGCAACCAAGGCCAUCCCAAGAGGCACUCGAAUCCUGGCCGAACCUCCCCUCUUCAGAAGCGCCAUGACUGACGACCAAGCUGUCAAAGCCGAACUCCUCAACAAGGUCAACAGCCUUCACCCAGCUCACAAGACCACUUUUUUUGCCUUGACCAGUCUUCAAAAGUACGAGCCCGACCACCCAGCCUGGGGCAUCUUUUGUAGCAACGCCUUGAAGGAAGUCAAGGGCAUGUACGGUCUCUACCCAACGGCUGCCCGUAUCAACCACUCCUGCGUCCCCAACGCCCACUACGCCCGGAACACCACCUUGGGAAAGCUCACCCUCCACGCCGUCAAGGACAUAGCAGAGGGCGACGAGAUCACCAUCUUCUACCUCGACAUUUACAACACCAGGGCCGAGCGACAGAAGAAGCUCUGCGGCUUCACCUGCACCUGCAGCCUGUGCUCUCUGGAAGGGGAGCGCCUGAAGGAGAGUGACCAGAGACUACAGUUGUCGUUUGAUCUUUACGAGCUCCUGGGGGACGAGCUCGAAGCCUCCAACGGGUCUGUGUGCCGAAGACCCCGUGCCGUUCGGGCUUGUAUGGACCUGCUCGCCAAAGAGGGCGUGCUUCACCCCUACUCCCUCAAGCUCUACGCCAUCGCCUUCCACCAUGUGCUGUUCACUCGCUUUCGUGCGAGAUCAAAGAUCCUACUUGAGCGAGCCAUUGAGCUUAGCAUCUUGUUUCUGGGCGAGGACUCCCCGGUAGUCAAAGAUGACCGGGCCAUAAUCAGAGCCCUGGAUACGAACCCAGUCAUGCAGUACAAGAUGGAUCUCUCCCCUGCUCCUGAGGGACUCACUCCUGAAGCCUUGGAUGACUGGCUCUGGAGAGACUGGAAGGCUUGCUCCAACGGCUUCACUGACCUCGCCAACUGCCGUGUCUUUCCUCGCUUCGGAGAUCUUCCCAUCUUUCCAGAGAGCAGUCCAGAUUACUUUGCUCUCUCCGGUGACGGCCAAACUUACCAGCCUCGCAAGGCUUGGGGUCUUCUCGCGGGGAUUACUGAGACGUGGUUCGAGACCGAGAACGAGCGUGUCCAUUUCAUGGUCAACGACUGCUAUCGCAGACACUACGCAGUCGUAUUCCAGCAGGGAGGUCAGAACUCGAAAGCCCUCAGCCCCAAGCCUCAGGUCGGUUGGACUAUUGCGAUCUUGCAUGCCAAGAGGACGUGUCUCUCCCUCCGAGAUGUAAUCGUGGAGACUCAUUACCAUGUGGUUUAUGUUAAAGAAGGGGAGAAGGACCUUGUCAAGAUAUUCCCGGCAGGGUUGGACAACAUCAUGGAGCUGAGUGCGCGCAUACAGCGGUUCUCGAUCCAGCACGAUGGCGGUUUGCGAACAUGCCAUGCCUGUCAGCGUCAAGGAACCUCGCUCAAGGCGUGCGCCAAAUGCAACAUGUUCUGGUACUGCGACAAGGAUUGUCAGGUCAAAGGCUGGCGCGAGAAAGGCCACAAGAACGACUGCAAGCUGCUCAAGGAUCCUGACUUGAAGGCCAUGUUCCACCUUGACUGGGACAACAUGGGCGAGAGAAAGCUGAGUUUCCCUCUGUGA
Molecule: messenger RNA, 1692 nt
Organism: Fusarium vanettenii 77-13-4
Lineage: Eukaryota; Fungi; Ascomycota; Sordariomycetes; Hypocreales; Nectriaceae
Exons: 3
Coding region: 1-1692 (563 amino acids)
Molecular function (GO): protein binding
Source: RefSeq, a predicted model, not a curated record